Aspergillus ruber CBS 135680 is the source of this 1368-nucleotide messenger RNA. Its product is annotated as putative D-arabinitol dehydrogenase ArbD. Bases 96 to 1187 code for a protein of 363 amino acids. Gene Ontology annotation, cellular component: intracellular anatomical structure. The transcript is spliced from 4 exons. Gene Ontology annotation, molecular function: oxidoreductase activity, acting on NAD(P)H, oxygen as acceptor. The record is from RefSeq and is a predicted model, not a curated record. Lineage: Eukaryota; Fungi; Ascomycota; Eurotiomycetes; Eurotiales; Aspergillaceae.
GAAAAAGACAGGUUGUAGCCGUCGUUACAUCAUAGCGAUGUAUUGCGGACCAUCCAGCGACAAUAUGAAUUCGCUUGUUGAGCCAUAGCUUACUUAUGCUCCCUCUCUUCUCUCUGUCCUCCCCCAUCCCUCCUACAUUUUCUCAAUUUCCUGCGAUAUACCGUACCCAUCCUACCCACCACUCCCCGAAAGCAAGUAUCACCACCAAAAUGUCUUCCCUCCGCGCCAACUUCCCCGAACAAGUCGACUCCGGUGGCCCCCCGAUUGCCAGCCGGGGCCGCCGUGAGUCCUACGCGCGGACUGAUGAGAGCGUCACCUUUGAGUAUCCCGAUGAGAGCCAGAUGCCUCACUCGCCCACCAUCGAGGGCAUGCGCUAUAAGCGCACCCUGACCGAGUUCUCGCUCGAGAAGAAGGUGACGAUUGUCACGGGCGGUGCUCGUGGUCUAGGUCUCGUCAUGUCACAGGCCAUCCUCACCUCCGGCGCGGAUUUGGCCAUUGUCGACCUGAACAAGGACGAAGCCGAAUACCAGGCCAACAACUUGGUCAGACAAUUCAAGGAGGAGAACCCCACUUUGGAGCUACCACCCAAGAUUACUGCCCACUAUGCCGACGUCUCCAGUCCCGACUCGGUCAACAAGGCCCUGGAAGAAAUCAUCGCCCAGCACGGCCGCAUUGACAACCUCGUCACCUCCGCCGGUUUCACCGAGAACUUCGAUGCCAUUCACUACCCCCAUGAGCGGAUGCAGAAGUGCUGGGCUGUCAACGUCGACGGCUCAUACCUCUUUGCCACUGGCGUUGCCCGUCAUCUGAUCGAGCGCAAGGCCCCCGGCAGCAUUGUCAUGAUUGGCAGCAUGUCCGGUGCUGUGGUCAACGUCCCGCAGCCCCAGGCCCCCUACAACGCCGCGAAGGCUGCCGUCCGCCAUCUUGCCUCGUCUUUUGCUGUGGAGUGGGCGCCAUAUGACAUCCGUGUCAACUGUAUCAGUCCCGGUUACAUGAUGACCGCUUUAACACGCAAGAUUCUCGAUGAGAACCCUGAACUGGAGGAGAAGUGGACCUCGCUCAUCCCCGCCGGCAAGAUGGGUGCCCCCGAAGACCUCAUGGGUCCCGUCACCUUCUUGCUCAGUGACGCUGCCAAGUAUGUUACCGGCGCCGACCUGAGAGUCGACGGUGGUUACACUUUGACUUAAUUCUCUGUACUUUCGUCGUCAUGGGUUGUAUUAAUUAGCUUUGUUUACGAUGUUCUACGGUCUGUGUUUAUUUUGGUUGGGUUCAUGAAAACAGUUAUGAUAUAGAAGACGUACCAGGUGUACGAAUAGAUAGGCGACAGCCGGGUUUCUGUCGUGUUUGUCAGUACAUAAAUGAUACCGC